Molecule: messenger RNA, 1917 nt
Organism: Plasmodium gonderi
Lineage: Eukaryota; Apicomplexa; Aconoidasida; Haemosporida; Plasmodiidae
Product: cdc2-related protein kinase 1
Exons: 1
Coding region: 1-1917 (638 amino acids)
Biological process (GO): protein phosphorylation; regulation of mitotic cell cycle
Cellular component (GO): nucleus
Molecular function (GO): ATP binding; cyclin-dependent protein serine/threonine kinase activity
Source: RefSeq, a predicted model, not a curated record
AUGGAAAAAAGGAGUUCACAAAAACGAGGAAAAUUGUACAAAUGUGACCGUAGGGAUGGUAACUCUGACUAUUGUGAUGAUUUCUCAAGCAGAAGCCAUUGGUAUGGUCCUCACGAUAAUUUUGAGAAAAACCAAAAAAAUCGUAGAAAUUUCCAUUCGGAAAAGGAAGGUUCAAGUAGUAACAAUAAAUUCGUAGGAACUCGAUGGAAUAAUGAAAUGGAGAAAUGUCGAGAAAAACGAAAAUAUAAAAAUUCUUCAGAAAUGUACGACGAAACAAGAGAUAAUAAAAAAGAAAAAGAAAAAAAGGACCAAUUUGAAAAAUCGCGUUAUCAUUACUAUAAUAGACGAACAGAUGAAAACAGCUAUUUUGAUGAAUCGAAACAAUUUCUUAGAAAAAGUGAUAAAAGAAAGCAUUCCAUGGACAGAACUACAAAACCCAGUUAUCCUAGUUAUAGGGAUAAAAGGACAAAGGAUUGUUCAAACGAGAACCAUAACAAAGAUUUAAGCAGGAAGGACGAUGAUCAUGCGGACAUAUUUAAAUCAGAACAGCCAUCACACCCGCAUGAAAAUUGCCCUGCUGAUAAACUGGAGGGGGGAAAAAAAAAAGAAAAAAAGAGUGACAAUUCUGAGCAGCACAUAAUGCAACGCAAGGAAGGUGAAAACAAGGAUGGUCAGAACGAAAUGGGAACCACGACACGUAAAGGUGGUGGAAGCGACGAAUGCAGAAGUGACGAAUUUAGGAGUGAUGAAUGCAGAAGUGACGAAUUUAGGAGUGACGAAUUUAGGAGUGACGAAUUUAGGAGUGACGAAUUCCCCAGCGACAGUGAGGCGAACAAAGCACGUGGCCUCAUGAGCGGGUGCCGAAGCAUAAGAAAUUACAAAAGGCUAAACAAAAUAAGCGAAGGGACAUAUGGAGCAGUAUUUCGCGCUCAGAAUAGAAGAACGAAGAGGAUAGUUGCUUUGAAACAAUUAAAGCACUUUUCAAGUAUGCGACAUGAAGGAUUUGCAAUAACAUCCCUGCGUGAAAUAAACAUAUUGCUGCAAUUGCAGCAUGAAAAUAUUUUAUCAAUUAAGGAAGUCGUGAUAGGAAAAGACUUAAAUGAUAUUUAUUUAGUGAUGGAAUAUGUAGAGCAUGAAUUAAAAAUGCUCUUGGACAAUAAGACUCCGAGUUUUACCAUAUCUGAAUUAAAAUGCUUACUUAAACAGUUACUAAGCGGCGUUGAUUACUUACACACGAAUUGGGUCAUGCACAGAGAUUUAAAAACAACAAAUUUGUUGUACAGCAACAAAGGAGUACUAAAAAUUUGUGAUUUCGGUAUGGCAAGAAAAUUUGGACAUGUAAAUAGUCAUAAUAUUACAAAAAAUGUUGUAACUUUAUGGUAUAGGGCACCUGAAUUAUUACUAGGAGAAAGAUGCUACACAAAUAAAAUCGAUAUAUGGAGUGUUGGGUGCAUUUUUGCUGAAAUGAUUUUGAAAAAACCAUUAUUUGUAGGUGAUAAUGAAAUUGAUCAAAUUUUGAAAAUAUUAAGUUUGUUAGGGUUACCAGAUAGAGAAACUUACCCAGAAUUUUAUGAAUAUUCUUUUAUUUCAAAAAAUAAAGAACUUUUUAAAAAAAAAAAAAUAAAAAUGAAUGUCACCAAAAUACGUUCCCAUUUCCCAAAUGUUGCUAACCAAUUUUCAGGUUUAUAUUUAUCAGAUAAUGGGCUUGAUUUAUUGCAACAGUUGUUACAUUUUAAUCCCAAAAAUAGAAUAUCUGCUUCGGACGCUUUAAAACAUCCUUACUUUAAGGAAUUUCCUAAACCAUUGGACAUUGGUGAUAUGCCCUUUAUUCCAGACACCAAUAAGGUUAUUCGGUCGAACAAAAUGGCUAACCAGUUUAAGUUUAUCGGUCAGAAUAACAUCCGGUUCCAUUCGUAA